Struthio camelus australis is the source of this 1107-nucleotide messenger RNA. Its product is annotated as 1-acyl-sn-glycerol-3-phosphate acyltransferase alpha. Lineage: Eukaryota; Metazoa; Chordata; Aves; Struthioniformes; Struthionidae. The record is from RefSeq and is a predicted model, not a curated record. Gene Ontology annotation, cellular component: endoplasmic reticulum; membrane. Gene Ontology annotation, biological process: phosphatidic acid biosynthetic process. Gene Ontology annotation, molecular function: 1-acylglycerol-3-phosphate O-acyltransferase activity.
AUGAAGGUGAUCCUGCUCCAAGGGCUGCUGCUCCUCCUCCCCUUCGCAGCCCUGCUGCUUUACUGGUAUAGUGCCACUGUCCAGUACUUCUGCAAGGUGGCCUUCUUUAACUGCUGGAUUGUGGCCAUGGCAACACUCCUCUCCCCCUAUGCUGCUCUUCGGGGUCGCACUGUGGAGAACAUGAAGAUCUUGCGUGCUGCUAUCCUGCCCCUCAAACACUUCUUUGGCAUCAAGAUGCAGGUGUGGGGAUAUGAGCAUCUAAACAUCAAGGAGCCCUACGUGAUGGUUUGCAACCACCAAGCUUCCCUCGACCUCAUGGGCAUGGUGGAGAUCAUGCCUGACCACUGUGUGCCCAUUGCCAAGAAGGAGCUCAUGUACAUGGGAACUGUGGGGUGGGCCUGCUGGCUCAGCGGCAUUAUCUUCAUUGAUCGCCAGAAAACAGGAGAUGCUAUCGAUGUCAUCGCUCAGACUGCCAGGACCAUGCGACGUGAAAAUCUCCGGGUGUGGAUUUUCCCUGAAGGCACGAGGAACCGGGACAAAUCCAUGCUGCCCUUCAAGCGUGGAGCUUUCCACUUGGCCGUGCAGGCUCAGGUUCCCAUUAUACCCAUCGUGAUCUCCCCAUACUGGAACUUUUACAGCUCUAAGGAUAAGAAAUUCAUCCCUGGGACGUGCACCAUCCAAAUCCUCCCAAGGAUAGAAACCCAGGGUCUGAGCCCAAAGAAUGUCCCUGAUCUGACAGAGACCGUCCGCAAGGCCAUGGUUGAUGUCUUCUCUGAGAUGUCUGCAAAUGAUUGUGGGAACCAGCGCUCUGAGCAGCCUCCCCUCCCAUGCAGUGCUGGGGCCAACGCUGUCAAGGAGACAGGCAGCCCACAGCACAUGUCCACCGGGCCUGCAACCACCUUGGGAGCCUGCAAGUGCAAGAUGUUGUCCUAUGGCCUGGACCCCAUGGUGAGCAGGGCCCUCCGGUGCCUGGAGGCAUCCUCCAGCACAGGAGACCUCUGCACACUGGUGCAGCUGGCCUACAUCUCUGAGCUUGCAAGAACCACGGAGUGGAUAACCUUCUGCAGACCCUGGCCCAGGACGGUGCCAGCAACACCCCUGAAAUGA